Messenger RNA from Trichoplusia ni (cabbage looper), 1029 nucleotides. RefSeq names its product peptidoglycan recognition protein (gene PGRP-S1). The coding region runs from base 48 to 623 and encodes 191 amino acids. Gene Ontology annotation, biological process: innate immune response; peptidoglycan catabolic process. NCBI's taxonomy places the organism in Eukaryota, Metazoa, Arthropoda, Insecta, Lepidoptera, Noctuidae. The transcript has 4 exons. Gene Ontology annotation, molecular function: N-acetylmuramoyl-L-alanine amidase activity; peptidoglycan binding; zinc ion binding. The record is from RefSeq and is a predicted model, not a curated record.
CCAAUAUUAUUAGUUUGUGCCUUUGGGUGGAAGUGUGUGUGUUCAAAAUGGAAAUACUAUUUAAUAUAUUUGUGCUAUUUUUUGUUUUCGUGACUGUGAGUGGAGAUUGCGGGGUAAUCACCAAAGACGAAUGGGAUGGUUUAACCCCAAUCCAUGUGGAGUACCUCGCAAGACCAGUAGAGCUGGUCAUCAUUCAGCACACUGUGACGUCAACGUGUAAUACUGACGCCGCCUGCGCCCAGAUCGUGAGGAAUAUACAAAGCUAUCACAUGGAUAACUUGAACUAUUGGGAUAUUGGGUCUUCGUUCAUUAUUGGUGGUAACGGGAAAGUUUAUGAAGGAGCUGGAUGGCUACACGUCGGCGCUCACACGUACGGAUAUAAUAGAAAAUCAAUCGGAAUCACUUUCAUUGGAAACUACAACAAUGACAAGCCAACUCAGAAGUCCUUGGAUGCCCUGAGAGCAUUGCUUAGAUGUGGUGUGGAGCGAGGUCAUCUCACCGCCAACUACCACAUCGUUGGGCACCGACAGCUCAUCAGCACCGAGAGUCCUGGCAGAAAACUGUACAACGAGAUUAGAAGAUGGGACCAUUUCCUCGAUAACGUAGAAUCUAUUAAAAACUAAAGUUGUUUUCUGCUUUAUUUACGAGAUUAGAUUUAAUUUUUGGCAUUUACUUAACUAUUAAAGACGUUAAUGGUGAAAUAGAAAAAACAUAGUUUUAUAAUCACAAACGUUUCAAUUAUUUGCCUCUACAUCUUAAUACGAAGAAAACUAUUCAAAAGGUAGUAAAUAGUGCCACGUCAAAGAUGCAAAAUGCUAACACACAAAUAAAACACUUCAAUUCUUUUGAAAGUUCAUAGAACAAUGAAAAGUGUAAAACAUUUUGCAGGAAAUAACUGCAACUAGUUGAUUAGAAAAUCAUGAAGCUGGACCGAGUCUUCAGUGGAAAUAAAGCUUUUAUGUUACAGGAUAGGAAAUUAAAAUACAAUUUUCUUUAUUUAACAUGGAAAAAUAUACAUUUUCAUAUGGC